This is a messenger RNA of Pelobates fuscus (common spadefoot toad), 1804 nucleotides long. It is a transcript of the gene PSMC1, whose product is annotated as proteasome 26S subunit, ATPase 1. The coding region runs from base 59 to 1381 and encodes 440 amino acids. The record is from RefSeq and is a predicted model, not a curated record. NCBI's taxonomy places the organism in Eukaryota, Metazoa, Chordata, Amphibia, Anura, Pelobatidae. Gene Ontology annotation, cellular component: proteasome regulatory particle, base subcomplex. Gene Ontology annotation, biological process: proteasome-mediated ubiquitin-dependent protein catabolic process. Gene Ontology annotation, molecular function: proteasome-activating activity; ATP binding; ATP hydrolysis activity. The transcript is spliced from 11 exons.
GCCAACGAGCCGUCCAAUGACGUAGUUCCGGCUUUAUUGCCGAUAGAAGGAGGCAGACAUGGGUCAGAGUCAAAGUGGAGGACACGGACCAGGUGGAGGAAAAAAGGACGACAAGGACAAGAAGAAGAAAUAUGAACCCCCAGUACCGACCAGAGUGGGCAAAAAGAAAAAGAAGACGAAAGGUCCAGAUGCUGCCAGCAAACUGCCUCUGGUGACACCACAUACCCAGUGCAGGUUGAAGUUGCUGAAACUAGAAAGGAUUAAAGACUAUCUUCUUAUGGAGGAAGAGUUCAUUAGAAACCAGGAACAGAUGAAGCCACUGGAAGAGAAGCAGGAGGAGGAGAGGUCAAAGGUAGAUGACCUGAGAGGAACCCCAAUGUCUGUUGGUACACUGGAGGAAAUCAUUGAUGAUAAUCACGCCAUUGUGUCCACAUCAGUGGGAUCCGAACACUAUGUCAGUAUCCUCUCCUUUGUGGACAAGGACCUACUGGAACCCGGCUGCUCUGUGUUGCUCAACCAUAAAGUUCAUGCAGUGAUUGGUGUCCUCAUGGAUGACACUGACCCCUUGGUCACGGUAAUGAAAGUAGAGAAAGCUCCUCAGGAAACCUAUGCAGAUAUUGGAGGACUGGACAAUCAGAUCCAGGAAAUUAAGGAAUCUGUAGAGCUGCCCCUCACACAUCCAGAGUAUUAUGAAGAAAUGGGCAUUAAGCCUCCCAAAGGAGUGAUUCUGUAUGGAGCGCCUGGUACAGGUAAAACGCUGUUGGCCAAAGCUGUAGCAAACCAGACAUCUGCCACGUUCUUGAGGGUUGUGGGUUCUGAACUUAUCCAGAAAUACUUGGGGGAUGGCCCCAAACUUGUUCGUGAGUUGUUCAGAGUAGCAGAAGAACAUGCACCAUCCAUUGUAUUUAUUGACGAAAUCGAUGCAAUUGGUACAAAAAGAUAUGACUCCAACUCUGGUGGCGAACGAGAGAUCCAGCGAACAAUGUUGGAGCUUUUGAAUCAGCUGGACGGUUUUGACUCGCGGGGAGACGUCAAAGUAAUCAUGGCAACAAACAGGAUAGAAACGCUUGAUCCUGCCUUAAUUAGGCCAGGUCGAAUUGACAGGAAAAUUGAAUUCCCUCUCCCUGAUGAAAAGACCAAGAGACGGAUCUUCCAGAUUCAUACAAAUCGGAUGACUCUAGCAGAGGAUGUUACAUUAGAUGAUUUAAUUAUGGCAAAAGACGAUCUCUCUGGGGCAGAUAUAAAGGCAAUAUGUACAGAGGCUGGCCUGAUGGCUCUGAGAGAGCGGAGGAUGAAAGUAACCAACGAAGACUUUAAGAAAUCAAAAGAAAACGUGUUGUAUAAGAAGCAGGAGGGAACUCCUGAAGGGCUGUAUCUGUAAACAUUUUGGGUUUUGUUUUUCAUAUUUUCUCGCCUAAACUUAAAUAUUUUGUUAAUGUGAAAAAAAAUUCAACCAGGCAGCCCAUUCACACCUUUGUAUAGUUUCUUCACUAGACUAAGAACUGUGAAACAGACAGAAAUGGCUGAUUUUAAGCUACAAUAGUUAAGCUAAAAAAGUCACCAAUUCACGUGACUUUGCAGUACAGCUAUUUUAGCCUAAGAUUUGCAGUCUCCUGGCAAUUUCCACAACCCCCCUAGUUAUCUAUUUUAUCUAGGUGCCAAGGCUUGUCUAGUGCUGCAGGCCGAUACCUUGUGACGGGUGAGGUUUCACCGAUUGGGCUGUCUAUUGUGCAAAGUAAACCACUUCUGCUGUCAAGUAUUCACAUUUUCAAAAUAAACAUUCAAUGCCAGUUACUUUGUCUUU